Oryzias latipes (Japanese medaka) is the source of this 2520-nucleotide messenger RNA. The record is from RefSeq and is a predicted model, not a curated record. Lineage: Eukaryota; Metazoa; Chordata; Actinopteri; Beloniformes; Adrianichthyidae.
UCAAAUAACAAUCAAUAAAUUAGAUUUUCUAGAACAUGGUGAGAGGAUUAAAAAAAGAGCUAACUCGUCAUGUAUUGUGUCCUCUGAUUGUUGUUGCAUUUGGUUGAAGUCACAAUCCCAAGUCAGCUGACUUGGUAUUUUAUUCAGAAGCUAUCAUGAAGUUCCAAGACCUCAUCCACCAACAGUUCUCACAAUCCAGAACCAGGGUUUUUCUCACAAGACCAGCAGUGAUGCAGAGAGAAGACAGAGAGGAAAGACUCCUGGACAGAUCAGGGUCCAAACAGGAUUAGGAAACAAGAACAGGAUUAGAAACAAAAGGCUGGAGAUCUGUAGAGAAACAACUUUCUGUCUGAAAACUAGAGAUCAAUGGAAAAAAACAGACAGCUGAACAAAUGUAAGUGAUGACUGUGAAAGAGGAUGCAAUAGCAGACAAGAGGAGAGGAAGACUGAUGACGCUAUAAUUAGGAGAAUAAUAAAAAAAAAUAUUUGAUGGGCGUACUUGAUAAAACAACUUCUGAAGUGACAUAGUGGAAGAAAAACUAACCACAGGAAAUGGAUGUAUUUCUCUCCAGACUGUGGGUUGUUGUUGACUUCAGCCUCUGACAGAAAAGACUGAGAGAAGAGGAGACAGAGAAGAGCAGAGGAGAGAACAAUGUUUGACUUCACAUCACUUCACUUCCCUCUGUUUCUGACAUGGAUGCUCACAUUUACAGACGCUCAAACAUUCAGACAGAAGACUGUUGGAGUUGGAGAUGAAGUCACUUUGAAAUGUGAAAAUGGAAAUGAUUUCAAUGAUGGAUGUUACUGGAUCACCUGGCUGUACAGUAAUUCAACCAAACGAACAUUUACCCUGUUUGAAUACAGGAAGAUUCACAAAGAUGUUGGAUCUAAAUCAGACAGACUGAGUCUUACAGAGAAAUGUUCUCUGGUGAUAAAGAAGAUCACAGAUGAAGAUGCUGGAAGAUACACCUGCAGACAGUUCAGCACAUCAGGAAAACAGGUUACAGGUUUUCAGGUUGCACUGAAUGUUAUAAAGAAAAAUGAUGUCAGAUCACAGAGUAAAACACUUAAACCAACAUCCAAACCAUCUUCUGCAUCAACAUCUGCAGCUGAAUCCACAACAACCAUAGAAUCAGUUCUGUCUACAUCCAAACCAUCAGCUGCAACAGAUCAUCUCUCUAAAGCAGGUGUUUGGUGGAGGAUCAUCUAUGUUCCUGUGGGUUUAGCAGCACUCUCAGUCAUCACUGCAUCAGUCUGCAUAUGGACCAGAACACAAGGAGCAGAAUGAUGAAGAAGUUUUUGAAGACCUUCCUGCUUCUCUUUAACUCCAUUGAUGACCUCAUGCUUUUUUGUCAACUUGUCCUGUCCAACAGCUGAGCAAACAGAUGAGAGCUGAAGGCCUCUUGUGUUGAACAUAUUUUACUGUAACAACAUGGGGUUAUGUGUCUUCUGACACAGCAGAGGUAUGUCUUAAUAAACCCAUUUUGUAAUCCCUGCGUGGAGAGCCAGCACCCGAGGAACUCGUAACUGCCGAGGGCCUGGCACCCCCUACCAGGGAUGGAGUAGGGGACAGUUAUUAUCUAGGUUACAUAAGAGAUUGUAUGUUUUGGAGAGAGUUGUAAUCACUGAAAAUUAACUAGUUCUGGUAGUUCUAGGUCGUUGUCUUUGUAUUUAAACUUUUUAGUAAUUAUAGAUUUAAGUUGCUUAUGUUCCAAAAAGUUAUUUAUUCCGUGUUUUUCUUGAAGUUCGUGGAGUGUUAUGAAUCUUCUAUCAAUAAUUAAGUGCUCUAGUAAUGCUACACCCCCUGCUUGCCAAGAUGGGAAGUGUAACAUUUUUUUGUUUAUGGAUGUCUGGGUUGUUCCAGAUGGGCGUCAUUUUGCAUGGUAAAAGUGAGGAUUUUGAUACUUGAAAUUCUCACCAGGCUUUUAAAGUGGCGUUUAUAUUAAUACUUUGGAAGCAGUCUUAUAAAACUAAGUCACCACAGCUUUUUGCAGAUUUUAAAGUUUUUAGACUAAUUUUAGCAGGUUAAUUGUUCCAUAAGAAGCUUGAUAUGGAUGAGUCUAAUGUUUUGAACCACUUUAAUGGCGGUUGUGUGGGGAUCAUCAAGAACAGAUCAUUAACUUUAGCAAAAUUUUCAUUUCAACCGUGGUUACCUUGCCCAUGAGGGGCAGAGGCAGGUUGACCCGUGGGCUAGAUAGUCCUGUAUGCUUUUCAGUAAUGGGGUAGUUUAGCUGCACCAGUUCUGAUAAUUUGGGGGAAAAAUAAAUACCUAGAUAUUUGAUAAUGCUGAUUUGACUGGUAGUGAGAGUCUUCGCUCUGCAAUACUGUUCAGUGAUAAUAAAACAAAUUUAUUCCAAAUAAUUGACUAGUCUGAUAUGGAGGAGAAUUUAUUCAUAAUUUGUUGCUGUUUCAUUUACAGAAUGUGGAUUAUUUGAAAAGAGUAACAUGUCAUCAGAGGUAAAAAUGUUCAACAUUUCUUUUCUAAAGACACUUAAGUCAAUAUAUUGAGAAUUUGUUCAA